AUGCUACAACCACUGUAUAGUCUGCUGCAGAAGAACACAUCGUGGGAAUGGGGUGCAAAACAAGCAAAGGCUUUCCAGCAAGCCAAACAGAAAUUGUUGAAAUCGGAUUUCUUGACGCAUUAUGACUUGAAGAAACCGAUAUUGGGUCCGAAAGAGGGAGUACCUACUCUAGCAGCAGCCCAAAUACAGCGUUGGUCACUAAUUCUGAGUGCUUAUCAAUACAACCUGGAAUACACAUCAGGAGUGAGCAACAAAGAAGCUGAUCUACUUUCGAGACUACCCAUUCCAGUCAAAGUAGUAUAUCCCAAUGAGCUAAACUAUGCCAUUGAUCGUUGUGAGCAGUUACCUGUUACAGCACAGGAUAUUGCUAAAGAACUGCAGCGGGACUCCAUACGACAAGUUUACGAGUACACUUUGCGUGUAUGGAAGCCUAAUGUAAGUACACAGUUACUGCCGUAUGCACGACAAGCGGAUGAGCUUACAAUGAAGACGGGCGCCUACUGUGGGAAAAUUAUUCCACCCAAGUUUCGAGACGCCGUGUUACAAGAGAUUCAUGAAGGUCAUAUUGGACUCUGUCGAAUGAAAUCUCUAACACGGAGUUUCGUGUGGUGGACAAGACUAGACCAAGAUGUAGAGGAGGUAGUGAAGACUUGCGCAGCAUGUCAGAGUAUACGGAAUAAGCCGGCUGAUGUGAUGUCGCAUCCAUGGAUCUACCCAGAUGCGCCCUGGACUCGACUUCAUGUAGAUUUUGCAGAGUUCAAGGAAAAGCAAUACCGUGUGGUAAUUGAUGCAUUUACCAAGUGGCCGGAAGUCCACGAGCUUGGAAUACAUGCCACUACGACUCAGACAGUUGAAGCAUUGAGGAGGUCAUUCAGCUGCCAUGGAAUCCCUCAAAGGCUAGUUUCAGAUAAUGGGCCUCAAUUCGUGGCAAGAGAGUUUCAGGACUCAUGA
Molecule: messenger RNA, 951 nt
Organism: Corticium candelabrum
Lineage: Eukaryota; Metazoa; Porifera; Homoscleromorpha; Homosclerophorida; Plakinidae
Exons: 2
Coding region: 1-951 (316 amino acids)
Biological process (GO): DNA integration
Molecular function (GO): nucleic acid binding
Source: RefSeq, a predicted model, not a curated record